Messenger RNA from Cladocopium goreaui, 1152 nucleotides. The record is from the annotation of a GenBank genome assembly. Lineage: Eukaryota; Dinophyceae; Suessiales; Symbiodiniaceae.
AUGAAGAAGGCUCACCUCCGCAUUUUGCAGGGCGUUGGCCAUGAUAACUUCAAGAGCCAAGUCUUUGACCGCUUCCCACUGGCCUUGGAUGAUGCUAGUGUCCUUGAGGUGGCAGAGAGCAUUGGAUGGGACCAGGCAUGGAUGCAAACGCGCCGAGUUCCCGCUGCAAAGCCGCCCCCAAUGAAUCAGGAUAUUGCUGCCAUGUUUCGUGGCCCAGGGGUUGUUGGGGCGGUUGGAGCAAAAGCUCCUGGUGUGGCUGUGCCUGCAAAGGCCAAUGUUCCUGUGGUAGCGCCACCUGUGACAGCUUCCAGGUUGGCAGCACCUGUUGCUCCUGCUAAGGCUGCUGCUGGAACCCCAGCCCCUGCUCCCGCAAAGGUCACUGGUCAUCAUGUGCCCAAGACUGGUGCCCGUGUUGCUGUCAUGACCCUACCAUCAUCUCCUGUGAUGGCCCCUCGACAUGCAACAUUGUCUCAGUCUCGCUUUUUUUUAUAUGUUCUUUUUGAACUGGCAGCUGGUGGAACAGUGCUCCCGAAGUCAUCAGCCCCAUUGGUUGCAACCUUGGUGCCACGACCUCCUGUUUCUUCGGCGGCAGUGUCUGCGCCUGCCAAUGGCAUUGAAGCAGCUGCCCAUCCGAAUGAGGAGGUGGGUGAGUCACCAGUGAACCAGAUGACAGAAAAUCCUUCUUCUGAUCAGGGACCUGCUUCCUGUGUUAUCUGUAUGGACAAUUUGAUGAACGGCCAAGCUCGAAGGAUGCUGCGCUGCGGCCAUGUCUACCACAGCUAUUGCAUCAGUGAGUGGCACAACUUGUGCAACAAGGGGCCGGAUGAUUGUCCUCUGAGGUGCCCCGUACAAUUGCCGCAAGAAGAUGCUGAGACGGAGUGGGAGUACGUUGGAUCUGUGGAUGACACUGUGGAGAAUCCAGACCGCGUGUUGGAGAAUCCAGUUGCAGGUGCGUCAGAGAACGCAGGUGACGUGCAGGACAACCAAGGAGGUGAUGCAUCAGUGAACGUAGGCAGAGAUGUGUUGGAGAAUCCCGGUGAUGUGUCGGAGAAUCCUCCGCAUGAUGUUGGUGUGGCGGAGAUUCCAGCGGCCACUGUGUCCGAGAAUGAGAUCUUGGCGGCUGCUGCCGAGGUGUCCGAGUCUGUUGUCUGA